Messenger RNA from Condylostylus longicornis, 932 nucleotides. RefSeq lists its product as uncharacterized. The transcript has 10 exons. The record is from RefSeq and is a predicted model, not a curated record. Gene Ontology annotation, molecular function: acylphosphatase activity. NCBI's taxonomy places the organism in Eukaryota, Metazoa, Arthropoda, Insecta, Diptera, Dolichopodidae. Bases 209 to 850 code for a protein of 213 amino acids.
UUAACAAUUGUGUUUACUUUUAUUAUUAUACGAGUAGUCCUAGUUUUUAAAAUAGAAUUCAAAAGAUCUGGAAGUGAUUAGGUGCUCCUGCAAUUGGGAAUACAUCUGUAUAUGACUUAGCAGGACUAUUCGGUGCUCGAAUUAUUUAAGAAGAAGGAAUUAAAAAAGCUAACUGGAGGAAUGAAUUAUAUUUGUAGUUUUGAAGUACAUGGAAAAGUACAAGGUAAUAAGAAAUAUAUCUAAUGGUACCUUAAUGUUAACAUAUGCAGGAGUCUUUUUCCGAAAGUAUACAUGUAAAACUGCAAAAGCUUUAAAAUUACGAGGAUGGUGCAUGAAUACUGAAAAUCAAACUGUUAAAGGACAGUUGGAGGGACCCGAACAAGAAAUUAGAAAAAUGCAAGAGUGGUUAUCUAGUGUUGGAAGUCCAAAGAGCGUAAUUCAUAAAGCUGAAUUCUCUGAGUUAACAAUGGUUAAUAAAAAUUUAUUUUUACGAACUCCACUUAUGCUUACUUUUCUUGCAAAAAUUAUUCAUUCGCAAGAAUUUUCAACUGGUGGAGCUGCGAUGGCCAAUUACAUCUGUGAUUUUGAAGUUUUUGGGGUAGUUCAAGGAGUGUUUUUUAGAAAGUAUACUCAAGAAGCAGCCAAAACAUUUAAUUUAAGGGGAUGGUGCAUGAACACAUCAGCUGGUACGGUUAAAGGGCAAAUGGAAGGCGAAGCAAGCAAAAUUAAAGAAAUGCAACAUUGGUUAAAAACAACAGGAAGUCCACAAAGUCGUAUUGACAAAGCAGUUUUUUCAGAGAUUAAAGAAAUAAAUGAAACUAAAUUUACAGAAUUUAAAAUUGUACAUUGAUUCUUUGUCAAAGAGAUUUACGGUUUUAUUUUUUAAUAGAUAGUUCAAUUUGAUUAAGGCAUGUAGGUAUACAUAUGUCUGC